GCGAAGCGCAGGACGGUUGUUGGGCGCGAGGCCGGCGCAUGGCGGACCCGGCACUGUUCGAGUUUCUGCACACGGAGAUGGUGGCGGAGCUGUGGGCGCACCAUUCCGACCCUGGCCCUGGGGGACAGAAGAUGAGCCUGUGUGUCCUGGAGGGCAUGGGCUUCCGUGUGGGCCAGGCCCUGGGCGAGAGGCUGCCCCAGGAGACACUGGCCUUCAGAGAGGAGCUGGACAUCCUCAAGUUCCUGUGCAAAGACCUGUGGGUGGCCGUGUUCCAGAAGCAGAUGGACAGCCUCCGCACCAAUCACCAGGGGACCUACGUCCUGCAGGACAACAGCUUCCCUCUCCUCAUCCGGAUGGCCUCGGGCCUGCAGUAUCUGGAGGAAGCACCCAAGUUCCUGGCCUUCACCUGCGGCCUCCUGCGAGGCGCCCUCUGCAUCCUGGGCAUCAAGAGCCUGGUCACCGCCUCCGUGGCAUCCCUGCCCACCUGUAAGUUCCAGGUGGUGAUUCAGAAAACCUGAGGAGCCCCAGGCCCUCACCCCCCGCUGAGCCUCAUGGCCACCGCAGGCCCAGGGACCUUGGAGCACCGCUUUUGGGGGUGGCCGGAGGGCUCUUGUUGGGGACCCCGGGCUCUGUGGGUGAUGGACAAGAGGGGGGGUGCAGGGGUCCAACCGCUUUAGGGCAUCCCCAAGUGGGUGUCACAGGGAGGUUGGGGUGUCCUAGGAAUGAGGCGGCCCAAGUUGGGGCCAGUGUGAAAGGAUCCCUGCAUCAGACUCCUCCCUCUGCAUGGCGGACACCCAAUAAAGGUUCUGUAUGUGCAGCCAGA
Leptonychotes weddellii (Weddell seal) is the source of this 823-nucleotide messenger RNA. The record is from RefSeq and is a predicted model, not a curated record. NCBI's taxonomy places the organism in Eukaryota, Metazoa, Chordata, Mammalia, Carnivora, Phocidae.